This is a messenger RNA of Onychostruthus taczanowskii (white-rumped snowfinch), 1360 nucleotides long. RefSeq names its product basic helix-loop-helix family member e22 (gene BHLHE22). Gene Ontology annotation, molecular function: protein dimerization activity. The transcript has a single exon. Lineage: Eukaryota; Metazoa; Chordata; Aves; Passeriformes; Passeridae. The record is from RefSeq and is a predicted model, not a curated record. Bases 461 to 1360 code for a protein of 299 amino acids.
GAUAAUGAUGUAAAAGACUCCCCCGUCUGCGGCGGCUGCUGGUUGAUGGGUCCGGAAAUCUCUUGAAGGUGAAUCCAAGCAAGAUAAACGGUGGAAGCGGCUCCGCUGGCAGCGCACAAUGCCCCAGCGCGGCGCCUGCUGAGGGCGAGCCGGAGCCGCAGCCGGAGCCACAGCCACAGCCCGAGCCCGAGCCACAGCCGCUGCCGGAGCUGCAGCCCAAGCCGGAGCCGCCGCCCGAGCCGGAGCCGCAGCCGGAGCCACAGCCGGAGCCGCAGUCCGAGCCGCCGCCGGAGCCAGAGAAGGGGCAGCCGCGGCGCCGGGCACGGCGCAGCUCCGGCGGGAGCCGGGAAACGAUUUCUGCCAGCGGGACGCCGGGGAGCCGCCCGCCGCGGCGCGGAGCCUUGGAGGAGCGGGCCGGGAACUGAGGGGGGCGGAGGAGGCGGAGGCGAGCGGGGCGCCGAUGGAGCGGGCGCUGGGGCUGCCCGCAGAAGAGGACCUCUUCCACAAGAGCCUCGCCGCCUCGGCCAAGCGCAUGGAGUCCGCCUUCCGCUCGCCCCCGGGGCUCGACCUUUCCCACCCCCGCGACCGCCAGCCCUCGCCGCUCGCCUGCUACGAGGCGUCGGAGCCCGAGGCGCUGCUGCAGCCCGGAGUCGGCGGCGACCCGCUGGCGCUGCCGCCGGGCUCCGUCUGCGUCAAGUACGGCGAGAGCGCCAGCCGCAGCUCGGUGGCCGAGAGCAGCGGCGGCGAGCAGAGCCCCGACGACGACAGCGACGGCCGCUGCGAGCUGGUGCUGCGCGGCGCCGGGGGGGACCCGCGCGUCGCCUCGCCGGCAGCGGGCGGCGGCGGAGGGGGGGGCGGGGGGCUGAAGGCGGCCGAGGGCAGCUGCUCCAACAGCCACGGGCACGGCGGCAGCAAGAAGUCCAAGGAGCAGAAGGCGCUGCGGCUCAACAUCAACGCGCGGGAGCGGCGGCGGAUGCACGACCUGAACGACGCGCUGGACGAGCUGCGGGCGGUCAUCCCCUACGCGCACAGUCCCUCGGUGCGGAAGCUCUCCAAGAUCGCCACGCUCCUCCUGGCCAAGAACUACAUCCUGAUGCAGGCGCAGGCCCUGGAGGAGAUGCGGCGCUUGGUGGCUUAUCUCAACCAGGGCCAGGCCAUCUCGGCCGCCUCCCUGCCCAGCUCCGCCGCGGCGGCGGCGGCGGCGGCGGCGGCGCUGCACCCCGCCCUCGGCGCCUACGAGCAGGCGGCCGGUUACCCCUUCAGCGCCGGGCUGCCCCCCGCCACCUCCUGCCCGGAGAAAUGUGCCAUCUUCAACAGCGUCUCCUCCAGCCUCUGCAAACAGUGCACGGAGAAGCCUUAA